Molecule: messenger RNA, 1017 nt
Organism: Cynara cardunculus var. scolymus (artichoke)
Lineage: Eukaryota; Viridiplantae; Streptophyta; Magnoliopsida; Asterales; Asteraceae
Product: protein YIPF5 homolog
Exons: 2
Coding region: 69-773 (234 amino acids)
Biological process (GO): endoplasmic reticulum to Golgi vesicle-mediated transport; vesicle fusion with Golgi apparatus
Cellular component (GO): membrane; trans-Golgi network
Source: RefSeq, a predicted model, not a curated record
CUUCGUCUAAAUCUUCUUAUUUGGGUGAAGAUUCUGAUGUUCAAAUCCAUUUCACGAUUUUCUUCACCAUGUCGAAGGAAUUCAACGUUCCGCCUGUUGUUUUCCCGUCCGGUGGAAACCCCAACACCGGUCCUCAACAACGUCGUCUACCAACAGCACCGUUUCAGCCGGCCAGAUCUGCAAAUUCCAGUAUCCCUUUUAUGUCAUUCGAUAUCGGAUCAUCUCCGGCAUCCACAUCCUUCGUCACUCCUCAAUUCGGCACCGUCAUCGGCGGCGCCAGUGCAAACUUCGACGACGAGCCGCCUCUCCUCGAAGAGCUAGGUAUAAACACCAAACAAAUCUGGAACAAAACCGCAUCGAUUUUGAAUCCGUUUAGAGUUAAAGCCGAUCUUCACGAAGACGCAGAUCUAUCAGGUCCAAUUCUCUUCAUCAUGGCGUUUGGUUUGUUCCAAUUACUCGCCGGAAAGUUGCAUUUCGGGAUUAUUUUCGGGUGGACCACCGUAGCGUCUCUGUUUUUGUACGUCGUGUUUAAUAUGCUCGCCGGACGAAACGGCAAUCUUGAUUUAUACCGGUGCUUGAGUUUGAUCGGUUACUGUAUGCUUCCGAUCGUGAUGUUAUCCGCACUUUCCUUGUUUGUUCCUCAAGGUGGAGUUCUGAUCUUCGCGAUGACGGGGGUUUUCGUGAUUUGGGCGACGAGAGUCUGCACCAGUUUGCUGGUGGAGCUGGCUUCUUGCGGUGAUGAACACCGUGGUCUAAUUGCGUUUCAUGAUUAACGAAAAUGGAAGUAUUUGUGUGUUCAUCAUGCUCUUGCUGCUUCCAUUUCUGUGUUUACACAAUCGAUCGAUUUGGAGAAGAUGUAUAGAUCAAAAUAUUGUUUGAGAAAUGCGAGUUUAUCGAAGAACAGUAGGUGAAUCCAUCUCUGAUUUUCAGUCACGGUUCCGGCAAAAUCGUUCCAUAUGAAACUUAGGGGACGUUUACUAAAUGCUUACACGGUAAGGGCUCACCGUCACCGAGUCA